AUGGAGAACGGCGGCGAGGCGAAGUGGCGCUUCGGGGCGGGGAACCCGGCGGUCCAGGCGAGUGGCCGGCAGAGCCUCCGCGCCCUCGUCACCCGCGUGUUUGACUGCGUCGACAGGAACGACCCGCGGCCGGUCGCGCCGCUCGGCCACGGCGACCCCUCCGCGUUCGCGUGCUUCCGCACGGCGGCUGCCGCCGAGGAAGCCGUCUCCGCCGCCGCCCUGUCAGGCAAGCACAACAGAUACUCCUCCGCCGGAGGCGUGCUGGAGGCGCGCAGCGCCGUCGCCGCGUACCUGUCCAGGGAGCUCCCCUACGAGCUCUCGACGGGGGACGUGGUCGUCACGGCCGGCUGCAACCACGCCAUCGAGAUCAUGAUGGCCGUGCUGGCGUCGCCGGGCGCCAACGUGCUGCUGCCGAGGCCGGGGUACCCGAUGUACGAGUCUCGCGCCGCGCUGUGCGGCCUCGAGUUCCGGCGCUUCGACCUCCUGCCGGAGAAGGAGUGGGAGGUGGACCUCGACGGCGUGGAGGCCCUCGCCGACGAGAACACCGUCGCCAUGGUCAUCGUCAACCCCAACAACCCAUGCGGGUGCGUCUACUCCUACGACCACUUGGCCAAGAUUGCAGAGACGGCGAGGAAGCUUGGAAUCAUGGUGAUCAGCGACGAAGUGUACGACCACUGCGCGUUCGGGAGCAAGCCGUUCGUGCCGAUGGGCGUGUUCGGGGAGAUAGCUCCGGUGGUGACCAUCGGCGGCAUCUCCAAGCGGUGGAUGGUGCCCGGCUGGCGCCUUGGCUGGAUCGCAGCCACCGAUCCCAAGGGGGUCCUCCGGGACAAGAACGUCCUAGAGUCGAUCAUGAGCUACUGCGCCAUCUCGGUGGACGCCGUGACGUUCGUGCAGGGAGCUCUGCCGCAGAUCAUCGCCAACACGGACAAGGCCUUCUUCGAGAAGGCCAUGGACGUGAUGAGGGAGGCGGCGGAGAUAUGCUACCGGAAGGUGGGCGGCAUCGAGUGCAUCACCUGCCCUCACAAGCCGGAGGGGUCCAUGUUCGUCAUGGUGAAGCUGGACCUCUCCUGCUUGGACGGCAUCGCCGACGACGUCGACUUCUGCACCCAGGUCGCCCGCGAGGAGUCCGUCGUCAUUUGCCCAGGUACCGUACUACAUACGUCUUCAAUGUUUUCCACGUUUCGUGUAGCUAUAUUGAGCAAAUUUCAUCCAAAGCACAUCGCUAGCGGUUUAAUUCAGAAUAUAGGGAUAAUGACUAGCAAAAAAGAAUGUAACGGCGACAAUUCACCAGCUGACUCAAAAUCGACAGUGGCUCAGCUUUAG
Molecule: messenger RNA, 1323 nt
Organism: Triticum turgidum subsp. durum (durum wheat)
Lineage: Eukaryota; Viridiplantae; Streptophyta; Magnoliopsida; Poales; Poaceae
Source: the annotation of a GenBank genome assembly